Messenger RNA from Mytilus californianus (California mussel), 3782 nucleotides. RefSeq names its product serine/threonine-protein kinase SIK3-like. The transcript has 17 exons. Gene Ontology annotation, biological process: microtubule cytoskeleton organization; protein phosphorylation; intracellular signal transduction. Gene Ontology annotation, cellular component: cytoplasm. The record is from RefSeq and is a predicted model, not a curated record. Lineage: Eukaryota; Metazoa; Mollusca; Bivalvia; Mytilida; Mytilidae. The coding region runs from base 14 to 3445 and encodes 1143 amino acids. Gene Ontology annotation, molecular function: ATP binding; tau-protein kinase activity; protein serine/threonine kinase activity.
UAUUGUAAACAAAAUGGCGACGGUGAAGGGAAAGUCGCAACCCCACGGGGGAAUCGUUAGAAUAGGAUGUUACGAAAUUGAUAGAACCAUUGGAAAAGGAAAUUUCGCCGUCGUCAAAUUGGCUACUCACAUGUACACUAAAACAAAGGUUGCCAUUAAGAUUAUAGAUAAAACACAGCUUGAUGAUGAUAACAUGAAGAAAAUUUACAGAGAAAUACAAAUUAUGAAAAUGUUGAAGCAUCCUCACAUCAUUAGACUUUAUCAGGUAAUAGAAACAGAGAGAAUGUUAUACUUAGUAACAGAAUAUGCCAGUGGUGGUGAAAUAUUUGAUCAUUUGGUGGCACAUGGUAGAAUGAAUGAAAGAGAAGCAAGAAAGAAGUUUAAACAGAUAAUUGCAGCAGUAUCAUAUUGCCACAGUCGUCAAAUUGUACAUCGUGAUUUAAAGGCAGAAAAUUUAUUACUGGAUGCCAGUCUUAACAUUAAAAUAGCUGAUUUUGGUUUCAGUAAUUACUAUAAUCAGAAUUGUUGUUUAAAGACAUGGUGUGGUAGUCCACCAUAUGCAGCUCCAGAACUCUUUGAAGGGAAAGAAUACAGUGCUCCUAAAGUUGAUAUAUGGAGUUUGGGUGUAGUAUUAUAUGUAUUAGUGUGUGGUGCUCUUCCAUUUGAUGGCAGUACAUUACAGAGUCUACGGAGUCGUGUAUUAAGUGGCAAAUUUAGAGUACCAUUUUUCAUGUCUACAGAAUGUGAACAAUUAAUUAAACAGAUGUUAACAGUAGAUCCUAACAAAAGAAUAACAAUGGAGCAAAUUAUUAAACAUAAAUGGACGAUACUCGCUGGUGAAGAUAUAGACUUUGAUGCUUUAAUAUUAGAAAAUAAUCGUCCAUCAGAUGUAGAUCCUGACUUAGAAAAUCUUAAUGAACAUAUCAUAGCUCAUAUGGAAAGUAUAGAUCUAAAUAGAGAACAAAUUUUUAAGUCUGUGAAAGAGCAGGCUUAUGAUUACCAUAGUGCAAUAUAUCACUUAUUACAAGACAAAUAUAAAAAACAUCCAAAGACAAUACAAAAGACAAUUGUACCACAAAAUCUGCCAUUAGCCGUGGUGUCCACAGAAAGACGGUCCAGUAUUACUACAGGUAUUGUGAUACCAGAGUUUCAAGCUACUGAUGUAAAAGAUACCAAGCCUGCUACAAUUCCCUCCAUUCCAGCACAACUGCGGUUUUAUGCACCUGCAGAAGAUAGUAGUGUUAGUGAGUCUGAAGACAGUAACAGUCAGAAUUCUGAUUCUGAGGCAGAGGAGCCAUCACCAGAAGCAUUAGCAAGAUAUCUAGCAAUGAGACGACAUACUGUAGGUGUAGGUGAUUCCCGACAUGAAGUUCCAGAGAAUGAACGAUUAAAACUUGCCAAUCAUCAGCCCAUUAUUGCAAUGCCACAACCCAAUCUACUCAUGCCAUUUAGUUUCUUGCCACAUAUCAAUUUGCCGCAGACCAAUUUACCAUAUGUACAGAAUGAAGCCAUGCAAAGUUAUCCAGGCAUAGGGGAACAACAUUUGUUACAACCACCUGCAUUCACAGGACUUGGUGGUCGGAGGGCUUCAGAUGGUGGUGCUAACAUACAUUUAUUCAAUCGUCAAAUGUAUGGUAACAGUUUACCAGGAAGUCCUGGAAGUCAAGAAACACUUGCUACAUCUCCACUGUCACCUUCUGGUUUACAUCUACCUACACCUCCUCUACAUGGCUCAAUAACAGUAGAAGAGGAAGAAGGUUCUGAUCAGGAACCAGAUCCUGAAGCAGUUCAAAGGUAUCUGCAAAAUAGAGGUCACCGUCAAAGACAUACUCUUGCAAUGUCUAACCCUAUGAGUGAAAUACCUGAGGAAUUACAAAGAAAAUUAUCUCUACAGCAACCUCUACGUUCUGGUCGACGAGGUAGUCACUUCCAAGAGAGACAAGCUGUUGUUGGUAUGUAUGAUCAGACUGUGGUCAGGAAUGGCAGGGCUCCUUCUCCUAGUACAUUAAGAGAACCAAUAAACUCAUUGCAUUUACCAAACGAGAGAUUUUCUCCAGUACGUCGAGCAAGUGAUGGUCUGCAGAAUCUCAGCAAGUUUCAGUCACUUCAUUUAGAAAAGAUCUACAAUCAGACGUUACAGUCUUCAUCGAGAAAUAACAGUUCAACUAGUCUUAAACAGUUACAGCAUGAAUGCCAAGAAUUACAAAAUACUGUAGGGAAUCGUGAUCCAAUGAAAGAAUCAGAACUUCAGCAACAGCACUCAUUACACAGAUUUCAUCAAUCAUUACAGGGUUCAGCAAUUCAGCAUUCCCCUAUUCCCUCACCCCCAUUAGUGCCUGGGUCUCCCAGUUUUCAGCGACACAAUCAACCUAGUCAAGAAUUAUAUCAGCAUCUACAGAGACUUCAUCUCCAGAAUCCUAUUCGGAAUAGUCCACCCUCAGGCAAUCAGAGGACAGACUCUCCACCUCAGAGUUAUAAUCAACUCUUCCAAGUCUUUCCACAGCCUCAUCAGAGGAGCAGUCCCCCACCAAAUUUAGCAAAUUUCCAGAAUCUGCAAUCUAUUCGUGAAGAUUCACAGGAUCAUGCUGAUGAGUCACCUCGUUGUGAAAGUGAGGAUGAAAUGCAAGUUCAAGAUAAUAUCUGUGAUAAAAAACAGCAAAAAUUUACACAAAAGCCACAAAUCAGUAUUACCGAUACACAUGGUCAUGUGACUGAUGUGACAUCGGAUAGUGAUCCUUCAAUGGAGGACUCAGAUUCUCACACAGAAACGUCGCAUAGUUCACCUGAACGACAGUUUACCACGACAACAACACACAGCUCACAACAUCAGCCCUAUACAACUACACAGAGUAGAUCUCAUCAACAGGCAACAACUGUUCACAGUACUCCCGCUCAGCAAGCAUCUGAUCAACGGACAGGGCAUUAUCAAACAUUCCAGCAGUCAGUACCUUUAAACUGUCGUGUAUUUGGUAAUAUUGUAAAUACAAACUUGGCAAACAUCCCUGCCGCAGAACCGGUUUGGGACAACACUCAAAUAGCAUAUCUCCAGCAACUACAGCAUUCACCAUAUAUUGAUGCCAAUAGUUUUGUACAGUUUCAAAUGAAUCAGUUUUACAAUGGAGAUUUAGUUCAUCGCCUUCAUUCCCAAGAACCAAGUAUCAAAUCAAAUUCAAACAUUAAUUUGACUUCAACUCGAACUGUAGAAGACAUUCAGUUAGAAAUUAAAAGAAUCUUAUUGAAACGAGAACGAGUAAUAGAACGAGAACGUGAGCGAGUCUAUCAAUGUUCAGACACUGUAUUCAAAGUUGAAAACUCUGACGUAGAAUUAGAAUUAGAGGUAUGUGAGGGGGUUACAUAUAAUGGAUUACAGGUACGACGGAUCUCCGGCGAUAAAGGACAAUACACUCAGCUUUGUGAAGAAUUACUGUCUGGCAUCAACUUAUAACAGUAGUAUAUGGUAUAAAUAAACAUUAAAUUAUAACAGUAUACAUCAUACAAAUCCUGUAUCUGUAGGAACUUUUCCAUUUUUAUUUUAUUAAUGUCAGUAGUGUGCUUUACUAAAUGGAAACAAGAAGUUCAGUUAUUUUUUCUGUCAUCAUGAAAAGGUGGUCCACAAAAAAAUGGGAAUUUGAACAUAUCUCAUAUUUCCAUAAAACAUGUAAAAUGUUCCAGUUUUUUUAUAAAUCUAAAGAAUAAAUACAUAGUUGUACAUCAGCAUUGUAGAUUUGUCUAUACCAGUUAUUCUAUAUCUGAAUCGUUGUAUUCAAAUUAUUGAUCUUUUA